AUGACCUCUGAAGCACCCACAACAGAAGAAAACGAUUGUCAACCAUGUCAUUCGCUUCCUUGCAAGAUCGACUUUAAUGGACGGGCCCCCGUGGAAGUCUACUUUUCUCCCCAAGAAAUACCCCACGAAAAGAAUGACGACGCCAUUGUUUGUGCCGCACAGUUCCGAGGACGUCAACUACUGGCCGUCAAACCACCACCUCAUCAGCAAACAACAAUGGCAGGCCGUCUUUUGGAGAUUGAUGCCUGCAAGGCUCGAAAUAGCGAGGGGAAAGUACGGGUCAAGGCCAAAUUCAACAGUAUUCUGGAAUGGAAACAUGAACAUGACAUUGGGACGGUUCAGAAUAACCACAGCAGUGGCAACAGUCGUGUCCGGACUGCUAUGGAAUGGUGUGAUGUGGCUCAUGCGCUACACGAUGCUAUUCCUAUUUGA
Molecule: messenger RNA, 432 nt
Organism: Seminavis robusta
Lineage: Eukaryota; Bacillariophyta; Bacillariophyceae; Naviculales; Naviculaceae
Source: the annotation of a GenBank genome assembly